UUCCCUCUCAAUUCAAUGAUGGCGUCUGCUAAUCUGAGAGACGAGCUGAGCUGCUCCAUCUGCCUGAACAUCUACAUAGAUCCCGUCACCCUGAGCUGUGGACACAACUUCUGCCGGGGGUGCAUCGACUGUGUGCUGAACACUCAGCAGGCUACAUCUAGAACAUACACUUGUCCCGACUGCAGAGCAGAGUUUUUGGACCGUCCAGUACUUCAGAGGAACAUAACUCUACAUAACGUAGCAGAGUGCAUCCGGUCUACCCAGCCAGAGAAGGAAGAGACUGGAAUCUCCUGCACCUACUGCAUUCAUACUGCGACUCUUGCUGUCAAAUCCUGCCUGUUGUGUGAAGCUUGUCUCUGUGAAGAUCACCUGAGGGUUCACAGCAAUUCAGCAGAACAUGUCUUAUCAGAACCCACCACUAACCCGGGGAGCAGAAAAUGCUCUGUCCACAAGAAGAUCCUGGAAUAUUUCUGCAUGAGUGACGCUAAGUGUAUCUGUACAACCUGUAUAGUGGAUGGCGACCAUAAGGGACACCAGGUAAUAUCCAUGCCUGAAGCUUCUGAGAGGAAGAAAGAAGAACUCAGAAACGUUCUGGAACAAUUGUUCGUGAAGAGAGAAAAGAUUGAGAAGACAGUCCAGAGUCUUCCGGAGAACACAAGAGAAGUUCAAGGAAAAGCACUCAGUAUAACCGAAAGGUCCACUGUCCUAUUCAAAGACCUGAGAAGACAACUGGACGACCUAGAAAUCAACAUCUUGAGUCAGAUUUCCAGGCAGGCGAUGCAAGCUUCACUCUCAGUCAGUGAUCUGAUCCAAGAUUUAGAGAAGCAGAAGGACGAACUGUCCACCAAGAUUGGUCACAUCGAGGAAAUUCGUAGAAUGGCCGACCCCUUCAUUGUCCUACAAGAUGAUGUAUUCGAUUUUCACGACCUUCAGAUACCAGAUGAAGGCACGGUAGGAAAACUAGACUUGGACCUGAUAAUGAAUACGGUGGACUUGGGCUUGUCUAAGAUUGUAGCGUAUGAAGACAGAGGGAUCUUCUUGAAGGAAGCGUCAAGUCUACGUCUGGACGUAAACACUGCCAGCAACUACGUCAAGGUGUCUGAUGACCUUAAAUCUGCCUCUAUAUCCACUACAAGCCAGAAGUUCCCUAAGACACCAGAGAGAUUUGGGGAGUAUCAGGUUUUAAGCUCUGGCGGUUUUUCCUCAGGAAAACAUUACUGGGACGUUGAGAUCAGUAAGACUGGACUAUGGACGGUGGGAAUGGCCUACCCAAGUAUAGAGAGGAGUGGAGACCAGUCUUGUAUUGGAUACAAUUGCAAAUCUUGGGGUCUGAGAUAUUCUGAAGAUCAGUGUUCAGCGAGACACAACAAGCGGGUGUUCAGUGUGCCCUACUCUAAGUCUUCCCACAUGUUCCGAGUCUGUCUGGACUACGAAGCAGGGCAGCUGUCCUUCUAUGAGCUGAGUGACCCCAUCAGACACCUCUACACCUUCACCACCACCUUCACUGAGCCCCUCCAUGCUGCUUUUAGGGUUUGGGGAGAUUCUUGGGUGAGACUAAUAAACUAAAUUGACCUUUUAAUGAUGCGUGGUGAAGACGGGAACCCUGUUCUCUGACAAUCGGCCAUAUCUACAUGUUUGGAAAGGUCCAUAAAUGACCGAUCCAGAACCCUAAAUAAAGCUUCAUCACUAAUGUUUCACCAUUUUCAAGAUCUCUGCUGUCAGUGAAUGUGAACACUCAGAGGCAGUCCUGCAGGGAAGAAACUAUUAGCAGCUGAUUUAUACACCAGUCUUAUAGGGGUUAUCCCACCAGACAUCAGACAGCACAUGACAACCUCUCCCUCACAAAACUACAACC
This is a messenger RNA of Bufo bufo (common toad), 1855 nucleotides long. RefSeq names its product E3 ubiquitin-protein ligase TRIM39-like. Bases 16 to 1566 code for a protein of 516 amino acids. The record is from RefSeq and is a predicted model, not a curated record. Lineage: Eukaryota; Metazoa; Chordata; Amphibia; Anura; Bufonidae. Gene Ontology annotation, molecular function: zinc ion binding; protein binding. The transcript has a single exon.